AUGGAGGACGCCAGACUUUGUCAGAUUGUGACACCUGUUGGCAUGCUAGGUUACGGCUUCAACGAGCAGCACACCGAGCAUGCACUUCAGGAGGUCUGCGCCUUGCCAACACCAUCUGCUUUGAUACUCGACUCUGGCAGCACAGAUUCAGGUCCGAACAAGCUCGCUUUAGGUUCCAUGUCAAAUCCUAGAUCCGCAUACGAGCGAGACCUUCGUCGACUUCUUCGUCUUGGACAGAAGUAUCGCGUACCAGUCAUUACUGCAUCUGCUGGUGGUGACGGCACCGAUCACCAUGUUGAAGAGCUUGUCUCUAUAAUACAGGCCCUAGCAGAAGAGGAAGAGUUCAGGACCGCCCAGUUCAAGGUAGUGAGCCUUUUUUCAAACAUGGACAAAGAUUUUGCCCACCAGAGGUUUCAAGCAGGCAAAGUACGCGGGUGUGGCUCAACCGUCCCGCCCUUGACAAACAAGGCUAUCGACGAGACCACCACCAUCGUUGCUCAGAUGGGUCCCGAACCAAUCUUUGAUGCCAUAGUCGCCAAUCCCGACUUUGAUGUCCUUAUUGCAGGUCGUUCCUACGACCCCUCACCCUACAUCGCCUUCAGCGCCUACCAUGCCACUCUUCGUGGUCAGAAGGACAUCUCAAGCCUGAGCCGUGAAGCUCUGGGAGCUUUCAACCACAUGGGCAAGAUUAUGGAAUGUGGAGGAUUGUGUAGUACGCCGAAGAGCAUGGGAGCUGUUGCUUGUCUCUAUCGAAACGAUGCGUGCAGUUUCACCAUUAAGCCAACCGAUCCACAUUCUAUGUGUACACCUCUUACUGUCGCGGCCCACAGCCUAUAUGAGAAGUCUCGUCCAGACAUCCUGUAUGGGCCUGGAGGGCACCUGAACGUGACCAAAUGUCAAUACGAACAACUUGACGACGGCAGGACUGUCAAAGUCUGGGGUUCCGUCUUUGACGCUGAUCCAUACACCGUCAAGAUGGAGGGUGCCCGCGUUGUCGGAUACCGAACCAUAUUCCUUGGCUCAUUCUCCGAUCCGGUAUUACUUCGUGGCCUUCGAGAACUCUUGUCGUUUCUGAAGAACAAACUACGACACGACUACGCGGAUAUAGGAGGGAAAUGGGACGUCGAAUUCCAUGUCUCCGAUACUGGCAGUGCUGAAUCGGCUCCGAAAAACGUCUCGAUUGUUGGUGAGAUCGUUGCCGAGACCCAAGCGAUUGCUACGCAGCUUGCAAAUACUGCUCGGGUAUGGUGCAUCCAUGCUCCUUAUGCCGGUCAGAGAGCCACAGCAGGCAACAUGGGUUUUGGCAUUGGUGGGAGGAACGAGUUCGAGGCAGGCCCUUGUUGCGAGUUCUCCGUAUAUCAUCUGGCAGACUUACAGCCAGGUGAGGAGCGUGGCUAUUCUUAUAGUGUACCUGCUUCCGGCACGACAAACCUGUUUCGAUGGAAGGUUCUGGACAUCGAUGGUGGAGGACGUCGCAAGAGCUCGGAGCGCAGUAAUGCCGAUGGAGUCAGCCAUGCUAACGGUUCUUCACCCAAUGGCACUCAGGCUGAUUCGACUAGCAGCAGCAGCUUUGCUAUUAACGGCAACAUGUCCAAGAUCACACAAGCCGUACCACACCUUCUCCCAGACGUUGCAAGAGUGCUUCGCUCCAAGAACUCAGGUCCAUUCGAAAUCACAAUCGAUAUCAUGUUCCAUAACCAAGAAAUCUACAAUAUCGUGCGAAAAUCAAACGUGCUGAAUCGAGCUGUGAUACAGGAGCUUUACAGUGUCACAGAGGACGACAUUAUAUACUGUGACUGGUUCGAACCUGCCCUAGCAUUCAAGGUGACCAUUCCGCGGUAUAGGAACGGCAAGAGAUGCGCUGCCGGGGGGUUCAUGGAAAGUGACAUGCAUGGCAGUCAGUGGCAUGUGCCGCUCAUGAUGAUGGAGUUGAGUGAAGCGGUUCAGGAUGAAAUUGUAGGCAUUGAGGACGCGAAGAAUGGCACAUAUUGA
Lithohypha guttulata is the source of this 1992-nucleotide messenger RNA. RefSeq lists its product as uncharacterized. Bases 1 to 1992 code for a protein of 663 amino acids. The transcript is spliced from 2 exons. Lineage: Eukaryota; Fungi; Ascomycota; Eurotiomycetes; Chaetothyriales; Trichomeriaceae. The record is from RefSeq and is a predicted model, not a curated record.